Messenger RNA from Kluyveromyces lactis, 1398 nucleotides. RefSeq names its product Avt2p (gene AVT2). Gene Ontology annotation, biological process: amino acid transmembrane transport. Bases 1 to 1398 code for a protein of 465 amino acids. Gene Ontology annotation, molecular function: amino acid transmembrane transporter activity. The record is from RefSeq and is a predicted model, not a curated record. The transcript has a single exon. Gene Ontology annotation, cellular component: endoplasmic reticulum. NCBI's taxonomy places the organism in Eukaryota, Fungi, Ascomycota, Saccharomycetes, Saccharomycetales, Saccharomycetaceae.
AUGCAGAUAGCCGCUGAUAAAAAGUAUGCAAAACUAGCUCUGUCUGAUAAACAAUCGAAGAAUGAACCAAAUCCGUUUGAACUGGAGUUAACGUCAUUUGAUGACACCGCGAAGACAGCUGACAGCGCAGUUGACCAAAACAUUUUUAAUGUUAAUGAAGAAGACCCAUUAACAGAUGACAUCUAUUUAUCUAAUGAGGCAAAAUCUAACAGGUACAUGGCUUUCAUGAACAUGGCGAAUAGUAUUUUAGGAUCAGGAGUGAUAGGGCAACCUUUUGCGAUGAAAAAUUGCGGAAUCAUCGGCGGAUUAUUUGCGACCAUAUUAAUGUCCAUACUGGUUGAUUGGACCAUUCGUCUGAUUGUGAUCAAUUUGAAAUUAACCGGUAAGAGUACUUAUCAAGCAUCUGUAGAAACAGCAAUGGGUCAAUGGGGAGGACUUUUGAUUUUAGUAUCCAACGGCCUAUUUGCAUUUGGUGGUUGCGUUGGGUUUUGCAUUAUCAUUGGAGAUUCAAUACCUCAUGUUUUGAGCGCCUUUUUCCCUUCUCAUACAGAUCUUUUUCAUCGGAAUGUCAUUAUCACAUUGGUGACUUUGUUCAUAUCGUUUCCGCUAUCUCUUAACAGGGAUAUCUCCAAGCUUUCAAAGACAUCAAUGCUUGCACUUUUAGGACUUAUUGCAAUUGUUAUUAUCAUAGUUGUUAAAGCUCCACUAGUAAGCGGCGAAUAUAAAGGAACUUUCCAUUUACAUCAGUUGUUUAUUACACCAAGGAUAUUUCAAGGCAUUUCUGUGAUUUCAUUUGCGUUAGUAUGCCAUCACAACACGAGUUUUAUAUUUUUCUCGUUGAGAAAUCCCUCUUUAAAAAGAUUUAAUCAGUUGACACAUGUCAGUUUAAUUCUUUCUUGCAUCGUUUGCUUAACAACUGCUUACUCUGGGUUCCUUAACUUUAAAGACAAAACAGUGGGUAAUAUUCUUAAUAAUUUCCCUUCUGAUGAUAAUGUGAUUAAUUUUGCCAGACUUCUUUUGGGAUUUAACAUGCUUACUACGUUUCCUUUGGAAAUCUUCGUUUUGAGAGAUGUGAUAAGGGACAUAAUAUAUUACAACAAAGACGACCCUGAACCAGUAAAGUUAACGACAAAAAUGCAUGCCCUCAUAACGUCUGGUUUAGUUUUGAUUAUAAUGUGUAUCGCUUUAUCAACUUCUAAUCUUGGUGCACUUCUAGAAAUCAUUGGAGCAACAAGCGCUUCUCUCAUGGCAUAUAUACUUCCUCCACUCACUAAUUUGGUUAUAACAGGAAAAAAAAAAUCCUUGAAAGAAAAGUUACCUUAUUGCGGUUGUAUUGUAUUUGGUGUUAUACUCAUGUUCGUGAGCACCGCUCAAACUAUAUUAGAAGCGUUUGCGUAA